GGCAGUAGUAGCACACACAACACACAAAACAGAGUGCUGCUCUUAAAACCCUAACGAAACCUGCGAUAAACCCUCAGGCCUUUUUACCCAACAAGUCGGUGCCUUUAUAAACUUAAGCCGCCGCUUAAACAUUGGAAAGUCAUGUUCUUUCACUUUCCUCUCCUCGCUCUCUCUUCUCUCCCUUCCUGCCAUGGUUGGUUUUCCAGCUAAACAAGCUAAACCCGUUGAAGAAGAAGAAGAAGUAGAGCUACCAAUCGAUCAAAACUCCAAGGUCAAGGACGCUCUUGAUUUCCCUUGCAUCGAUUCCUAUCUCGACUUCGAUUCCUGCAACUGGCUCGGGAACAAUCCCAACAUCGACGAGUUUGGCGUUAAAGAUACGGACUUUGACUUUUUCGAGGACGAGAUGGAGGCGAUCGGACAAGGAGGUGAGGAGGUUCAGAACACGGUUCUGUCUGAGGCAGAGCCCAAGCUUUGUGAUGACGUGGCGGCUGAACAAGCUGUGGAAGAGUUAGGUAGUGCUGUUUCUGACAACUCUAAGCCAAUGGAAGAUGUGUCUGCGUCUGUUGAUUGUCCCAACAUGAAGUUGGAUGAGCCAGAGUUGAAGAAAACGGAUGUGUGUUUGGCUUUAGGGUUGGAGAAGGUUAGUUUGACCACGGGUGAUGAUGAGAAGGGGAAAAGUAUCAGUAUUAUUGCUGAGUCUGAGAGCGAAGAAGCCUCGAGCUCUUCUUCUUCAUCGAGCUCCAGUGGUAGUUCCAGCAGUGAAGAUGAAGAAGAAGAAGAAGAGAGUGAUGAGGAGGAUAGUGAAGAAGAGGAAGAUGAGAUGGUCAUUGUGAAAGAGGAUGGUGUGGCAGGAGAGCUUGAAGAGGGUGAGAUAGAGAGUGCAGAUGAGGUUGAAGAAGACGAAGAUGAAGAUAGUGAUGAUGACGAUGACGAUGAUGAAGUGAAUGAGAUGAUUGCUUGGAGCAACGACGAGGAUGAUGACCUAGGUUUGCAAACAAAAGACCCUAUAAGGUCAAAGAAUGAGCUCAAGGAGCUUCCUCCAGUUCCAGCUGUGGAUGUGUCUCUGGAACCUCAUCACAUCACGCUUCCUGUUGGAGUUGUUCUUUCGGUGAUGGGCGCACAAGUCAUAGUGGAGGGAAUGGAGCAGCACAGUCCUUUGACAGAAGGCUCUAUCCUAUGGAUAACGGAAAAAAGAACGCCGUUGGGACUUGUGGAUGAGAUCUUUGGACCUGUCAAGUGCCCUUACUAUAUCGUGAGGUUCAACUCAGAGAGCGAAGUGCCAGAGGGUGUUAGCCAAGGCACACCCGUCUCGUUCGUCGCUGAUUUCGCUCAGCACAUUCUCAACAUCAAGGAGCUGCAGAAGAAAGGCUACGAUGCAUCUGGAGAUAACGACGAGGAGAUACCAGACGAGCUCGAGUUCUCAGAUGAUGAGAAAGAAGCUGAGUACAGAAGGAUGCAGAAGAUGGAGAAGAGAGGGAUGAUGAUGAAUGACCAAAAGAACGGUAACGGAAGAAACAAGAAGAAGAAGAACAGAGAGCACGGAAGGCCUGAGAACCAGGGGUCUAGUUCUCUAUCCUCAAACCGUUGUGAUCCUCAGAUGGGUGGUGGUCCGGUUUCGAAUCAUCAGGCAAGGCCUCCUCAGAUGGACGGUGGUUUUCCUCAAAACAAUGGAGCAUGGAGACCACCCCAGAGUAAUCAGCAGAACCCAUACCAGCUUCCUCCUAUGCGUCCUCCUAAUCAGAUGGGAAUGCCCAAUCUAGGUCCAAUGCAGCAGAUGCCUUUGAUGGGAAUGCAAAAUCAGAAUCAAAUGAUGUUCCCACCACCGCAGUUCAAUGGUGGCAUGAACUUUUUUCCAGGACAGGGUUCAGCGCCAUGGCCUGCGUUACAGAACUGUUUCAACCAACAAGCGUUUGGUGGGAUGGGUCGGGGUAUUCAGCAUCCACAGUUACCUAAUGAUCUGAGUUUUAACAUGUUUGCUGCUUCUCAAGGUUUUCCAAUGCAGCGGCCUCAGUUCCAAAUGCAACCGCAGUUCCAAUCUCGCCCACCCAACCCAAUGAACCCGCCAUUCCAAAUGCUGAACAACAACAGGCCACCGUCUCCAAUGAACCCGCAGUUCCAGAUGCAGCCACAGUCUGAGAUACGUCCACCAUCCCAAGUCCAGCAGCACUCACCAACUAACCCGGAGUCCCCAGUGCAACAACAAGAACAGUCUCAAGGGUUUAGCAACGGGCAGUCUUCUGAACGGGGAAGAGGCCACCGUGGUGGUCGUGGCAGGGGUAGAGGUAGGGGUCGUGGUGGUAGGUUUGGUCGUGGACGAGGUCGUGGUCGGCAAUAGUCUGGAUGAAGCUGUUUUUUUUUGUGAAGCAUUAUGAUGUGUCAAUCAAAAGCAUGUUUUUAAAUUUAGUUUUGUAUGCCAGUUUUUGUUUAGACAACUCAGCUAUGAUUGAAUGAUCUUUUUCUU
Messenger RNA from Raphanus sativus (radish), 2461 nucleotides. RefSeq lists its product as uncharacterized. The coding region runs from base 191 to 2335 and encodes 714 amino acids. NCBI's taxonomy places the organism in Eukaryota, Viridiplantae, Streptophyta, Magnoliopsida, Brassicales, Brassicaceae. Gene Ontology annotation, biological process: pseudouridine synthesis; ribosome biogenesis; box H/ACA snoRNP assembly. Gene Ontology annotation, molecular function: RNA binding. Gene Ontology annotation, cellular component: sno(s)RNA-containing ribonucleoprotein complex. The record is from RefSeq and is a predicted model, not a curated record. The transcript has 3 exons.